AGAACUUGAGCCCCAUCUUGGACGAGCGGGGCGCAGACGGAGCCCGCGCUCCCGGUGCUGCUGCGGAGCGACGGGACGGCCCGCCCCGCGUCCGCCCGUCGCGGAGGAGCCGAUCCCACUCGUCCUUCCUCCUUCGCCUCCGCCGAGCCGGCCCUCCGCCCGGGGCUCGCCUGCGGGCCGGUUCCGAGCGAGAUGCGUCUGGCGCUGGUCUCCAGGUAGAGCGCGGAGCAGGGCGGGGGGACGCGGGGCCGCCUGGGCCUCGCCCGGCCGCCGCGGAGCCCCUCGCGUGGGGCGGGUCGCGGGUCCGCGUCUGCGGCCGCCCCCUCCCCCCCCGGCCGGCAGGAAGCCACGCGGCGCGCUCGGAGCGGGGCCGCGACAGGGAGGAGAGCCGCGUCCCGGCGGCGGGAGGAGGGCUGCGGGCCGGGAGGAAGGGGAGGAGCGCCGCGGCCCGCCGCCCGCCGGAGGAAGCCGCCGGAGGAUGUACGGUAGCGGCCGGGAGUCGGCCCGCACGCCCUGACAACCCGCGGUGGGCCGCGCUCCACCGGCCUGGCCGGCCCGGCCCCUCCGAGCGGGGGAAGCAUGUCCAAGAUGCCGGCCAAGAAGAAGAGCUGCUUCCAGAUCACCAGCGUGACCACGGCGCAGGUGGCCAGCAGCAUUACCGAGGACACGGAGAGCCUGGACGACCCGGAUGAGUCUCGCACCGAGGAUGUGUCUUCUGAAAUCUUUGAUGUUUCCCGAGCUACCGACUAUGGCCCUGAGGAUGUCUGUGAGCGGAGCUCCUCUGAAGAAACUCUCAACAACGUGGGUGAGGCUGAAACUCCCAGCAGCGUCUCUCCCAACCUCCUCCUGGAUGGGCAGCUGGCUGCAGCUGCUGGCGGGGGAGCUGCUGUGCCACCAGCAGUGGCCCCCAAUGGGGGGGCUGUGCCCAAGAGCUCUGCCGUACCCCUGCCAGCUGCUGGCACUGGAGGCAGCGGUGCUCAACCUGCCUUGCCCUACUCGGGGCCCUCUGCGCCUGCUGCGCCUGGGACAAUGGCUCAGACAGUGGCUGCUGCAUGCAGCUCACGUUUCAGAGUGAUCAAGCUGGAUCACGGUACUGGGGAACCCUACAGGCGAGGACGAUGGACGUGUAUGGAGUAUUAUGACCGGGACUCUGAUGGCAGUGGUGUCUUGGGCAGGACUGGAGAUUGCAUUAGGCACAGCAGCACCUUUGAGCAGGCUGCUCAAGAGAGGGACAGUGGGCUCGGUGCCACAGGAGGUUCUGUAGUGGUCUCAGCUGUGCCAGCGUCAGCACAUGGCCCUGAUUCCAUAGCUGACAGUUCCCUUACUGCUGUGUCACAGCUGCUUCAGACAGAGAAGAUGAACCAGGCCUCUCUACAGCAACCUAAUUUUGUCAUUGGGCAACAACAGCAGUCGCAACAACCUAUAGGUGGGGCCAUGCCUCAAAGUACUGCUCAGUCUAUGUUUUCUGGGGCUUCGGUAGCAAAUCAGCAGAUAAUGGUGCCACAGCAAUCACAGCCACAGGUAAAUACGCAGAGUGUUGCACAGGCUGGACCCAAUGGAAAAGGCAUAGCACCUCCAAGUGUAACGAUGGGCCAGACAAGCAUUCCUGUGGCACAGCAGCAGGUGCAGCAAGCAAGCGUGCCAGUGACUCAGCCUCAACAAUUUGCUUAUUCUCAGUCCCAGAUUCCACCGGUGCACCUACUGCCAACGCAACCUUCUGGUCAGUCUGAAUACAUGCAACACAUGACAAUUAUGCAGCCUCAAGGAGCUAUUCAGCAGGCUCCUGCAGGCUCUGUUCCAAGUACUGCGGCUUCCAACCUGCCUGUUGGACAGGUGACUGGUCCAAGCCCUUCACCUGGGGGAGCACCAGUGAUGGGGGUGCCAGCGCAGCCAGGUGAAGCAGUUGCACAGGGAUCAGGAAUUAUGCAAAGUGGCCAGACACAAGCUGGUCAGACUGCUGUCCAGCAGCCAGGAGGCAUGGUGCAGCAAGGAAUUGGACAUGCAGGGGUUGUGCAACAGAAAUCUGUGACUCAGCAUCAAAUGAGUGGAAGCAGUCAAGUGUCUGGAAUGCCCGGUGCUCCCCAUGCCGUGGUUUCUGGAGUUCAGAACGUGCCUGCAGUUGUGCCCGGUACAAGUGUGCCUAGUGUGUCUACCACUUCUGUUACUAUGCCAAAUGUCCCUGUUACUCUGGUCCAGUCACAACUGCCUAGCCACACUUCUGUCAGCAGAAGUACCGGUGUUGUCCAGCAGCAGCAGCAGCACGUCGGGCACUCCUUGAUACAAGGUGCACCUAAUGUACCUACAAAUCUGCCACAGUCGAACCUCGGACAGUUUCAGACUCCUGCUCAAUCUGUAGUAGGCCAGAUUGAUGAUACUAGAAGAAAAUCGGAACCCCUACCUCAGCCACCACUUUCUCUUACAGCUGAAAUUAAACCUCUUGUGAAGCCUCCCAUUCCAGACACUCUAGCAAAUCCUCUUCAGUUACCUGCAAGUACUCCUAUGAACAGUCUUGCCAGCUCUGUGUUUGGCAUAUCUAUUCCUGUUGAUGGUGAUGAAGACAGACCAUUGCUCCAAUCGGGCAAGACCUUCCUGAAUUCUAUUCCUGCUGUCCUGAGUGCUUGCAGAUCAUCUGCAGUUGUAAAGAUAGUCUGUACUCCACUGUCCAAGUCGUGGAUUAAAGUAUCCCAUAACAGACUCAGAGGAGACCCUGGAGAGCUGUUUGAUGCAUCCUUCCCUCCCGCUGAUCCACUGGAGAGCCACAUGUACAGAGUAGUUGAUCAGUUGGACCUUCUUUAUGUAAACCACCAUCUUAAUUACAGAAAUGUCAUGCAAGGUGGCAUUAAAAGAUCUGCUAAUUUUAUAAUACUAUGCUUAUAUCUUGUAUUCUUUCUAUAUGAGGCUUGUUUUUUUUUUUUCAUACGGAAUUUGUUUGAUGUAAAUUUCUGAAAAGGUGCCCCAGUGCUGCUUUGCUCAAUAUUGGAUGGCUCCACUUUGCUUUAUUUUUUGUCGGAGGUAUUGAACAUGGUUAUCUGACCUGUUAGCUUCAUGUUCUUCGUGCUCAAAGGUAGAAGUUUGGCCUUUUUUGUCUUCUGUCAUCCCUGUUCGCAUUACAGUCUUUGAUAUUGAGACAAAACUGUCUGAAGUGGCGUAGUGAGAACUCUUUGCCCCCUCGAAGGAGGCGUGGUAUUGCUCAGGAGUUCCUGUGGUUGUGGCCCUCGGCUGCUGCUCUCAGCUGGUCACCAAAAUGUCCCUUUGGUUGUAUGGGACCACCAGUGCUCCCAGCCCUCCUCCAAAGGUGCAGCAGCAGAAAGGCCUGGUGUCAGUGGGGGCUGUGCCUCAGUGCCCUUACUUCAGUGGAAGGCAUCUGUCUGGGUGCUUGAAGUUCUGCCGUGGUUUCCAGCAAAGCAGAGCUCUGUGGAGCGGAGUCUGAGCAUGGUGUGUGCUUGUCCUGAUUAGCAGCAGUAGGAGGAUGUGCUUCCAAACGUGAAGGGAGAGUUUGGUAUGAUUUAGACUUCCCUUUAAGGGGAAGCUUGCUGCUAUGAGUAGUCUGAGAGAACUGAUAAAAUUGUUAUCCUUUAAUUUUAGGUCACGUUUGUCACCUUAGAACUGGUUAGAAACAGUAACAGUGGAGUGUGUAAAGGAAACCAAUGUGGUAUCUCCUAUAGGACUUCAUGGAGAAGCUGGAAGCUGAGGCUUUUUUUUUUUCUUUUCUUUUACAAAGUAGGAUACAGUCUGAAUGUUUAAUCUUCCUAUGCUGGUUGCCUGUGGCAGUCUCUGGGACUGAGGCCACAUGCCCUUGGCAGCCUGCUGUCCUGUGCAGGGCUGGAGGAAGAGCUAGAGGUGCGCUGCUUUGGCUGAGGUGUGCUCCCUCUGUGUGGUGGUGGUGGGGCCCUCAGGCUGCAGAGCUCUGCUGGGAAUUGCCCACAGCUGUGGUGUGUUUUGGGACCGAGGCUCUGCCUUUGUUUCCUAGGCCAGAUACAGUGGUGUCAGAAUGGCUUCUGACAUUCUGGCUGUUACAUGGCUGUAGGUUACACUACUUCUCUAUGCAGUUUGCUCAAUUAAUUCAUCAAACUGAAGAGCUUUUAGUAAUUCUCUAACCCUUUACUUUUUAAUACGAUUAAAAAUAGGUGAAACUCAGCCGUGUCAGCUCAGGCCUGCACGUCAGGCAUCACUUGUGUUACUGCUAAGGUUACUUAUUAUUAGAUAGUGCAUCUUCCUCUAUUAAUCCCUUGCUAAGAUCUGGCUAUAGAGUAGAAGCAGUUAUCUUAUCUGGGCAAUACAAAAAAAUCUCAACAGCAAGAUGUACAAGUGAGAGCUUAACAAGAAACCUUCAUACCUUUCUGGAUGCUUUCUUAAGUAUAGUAGAAGUACACUGCGCAUUGGGUAUUGGGGUAAAAAUAGCUCGGAUGAAAGACAGGCCCUGUGGUUGGAAGCCACAACUUUUCAUACCUAGCAAUAGCAACGGGGUUUUGUAUACUGCAAGUAAAUGUAUUUUGGAAGAUAAAUGACUUUCUGCUUACAGCUGCUCUCUGAGGAAGAGGAUUUUCAUGUCUCAGACGAAUGAAUUAGGAGAGCUUGGGCCCAAUCUUUCCUGUUAGCAAAGGAAGACUGUUUUAUUUGCAGAAGCCAGUUGCUUUCUCAUGCUGUCCCUGCAUCACUCAGAUGCCCUUUAUCUUUUGUGUUACUUCAUACUGCUCUCCUGUUAUUAGUCAACUGUCACGUGUAAUGUGCCUUCUGAAAACCUAAGGAUCUCUGUAACUGGAGAGCAUGGUAUUUGUCAGCUUGACCAGGCCACUUCUGUAGUGGGCUGCUGCAGGCUGAAUUUGGGGUGUGUGGAGGGGUGAAGGAAGGAGAUGGAGCGACAAACUCUGCAAGCAAAUGAUUCCUGAUCAUCACUGAUACAUGGUGUUAUUGACCUGGGAAGGUUGUUGGGAAGCAAAUAGCUUCAGACGGAGUUCUGUUAUGGUGCUGCUGCUUUGGUGUUCUUAAUUGGAAAGACUUAAAACAGCCCUUUUCAAGCUAUUUAAGAAUUGCUCUUGUUACGUACCUGUGCUUCUAAUGUUGGUGUAAUCUUCUGUUUUAAAACCCCUGAUAACAAAGCGUGAGUGGCAUUUCUGCAGACUGCUGAGUUGUGUUCUGCAGUUGUGCUGUGGCUACGCCGGUGUGAGGAUAAACUGCAGUGCUGGAAGAGGAGUUUUUAGGCCGAAGUGUAGUGCUCUGACACAGCUGCUAGCAGUGAAGGAUUCUGACUUUGUGCUUCACUUCAUAUUCUGUAAGCAACAAGCCUGCAGAUGAGUCCUUGGAUAACUGUAGUCUUCAGACUGCACUGUUGGUACUGUUGCUAUCUGUGAGGUGGUUAUCUCUGAGCACGGAGGGUUGGGCUGUCACAAGAGUUGAGUGGCAGAGUCUGUGCCGCAGUGUUUGGUUCUCAGAGCAGUUACAGACCAUGCUGUGAGGGCUGGCAGUGCCCCAGCUGUGCUGAUGAGCAGAGUGGGCCGGCUGCGAGGCGUGGGGAAGUGCUUACAGACACAGUACUGCUUUAGGUUCUGUUCCACUUCGAACUUAAUCUGUUUUGCAAUUGUAACUUAAUCUUCCAUACUUUGAAUGUGACAUAUGCAGCUCUGAUUUAGAGGCUCAGUUAGAGAACUCUUGUGUUUCUACUAUAAAGUGGAGUGUGAAGUGGAACAGAAAUACUGGGUACUGUUUGCAGAGACAUCCUGUGAAAUACUGCGGAAAACAUGAAAGGUAUCCUUGAAUUGAGGAAUCUGUGGCACUAGUUAUACAGAUUACCUGCAGGAGGCGGUCAGCGUGCUAGGAGAUGUUUCAGUAAGAGCUUUUACAGUACAGACCUUGCUUUACAGAAGCAACUUGAAACAGUGAGAAUACCCAUAGGGCUUGGGGGUGAUUUUCUUUAAAUUGGUGUGUCUUCAGUGAAAACCCAUAGAAACAGCAAGGAUUUCAGUCACUGAGCUCUUCUGACUUUCAGACAUCAGUGUAAUCUGUCUGGAUAGCUAACUUCCUUUAAUGCAGCUAGAGUAAGAGUUGGCAUUUUUAUUACGUAUCCAUUGUCAAUAUCUCUGUUUGAUUCUUGGAUC
Messenger RNA from Gallus gallus (chicken), 6095 nucleotides. RefSeq names its product TSC22 domain family member 2 (gene TSC22D2). Gene Ontology annotation, biological process: regulation of transcription by RNA polymerase II. The record is from RefSeq and is a predicted model, not a curated record. The transcript is spliced from 2 exons. Lineage: Eukaryota; Metazoa; Chordata; Aves; Galliformes; Phasianidae. Bases 580 to 2946 code for a protein of 788 amino acids.